AUUUACUAAGGCGCACCAAGAAGACGACGUAAACCAAACACGGAAGUAGUAAUGCAGCUAGCUGAUGUUAACUAACCAGUUUAUUUAUCGCACUUCAAAGCAUUGUAGCUAGUUCCAUACAGCUAAUAUCACCAGAUAUAAUUUAUGAUACGGUUAUGGUAACGUUAAGUAUUAUUCACUGGCUGGACUAGUUAAGGUAUGGAACUAUGAAACACGGGAUUUCCACCUCUGCCAGUUUAGGAGCUAACGUUACAAUACUAGCCAGUUGUAGCAGCGCGCUAUCGUUAGUUAACAUUUCUCCCUCACAGCACAGCAAGAGACUGGAAUAACUCUGGCACAACAACAUAUUCGUUGAUAUAUUUGAAGCGCAUUCACAAUGCACGAGUUUGAUGAACACCAACAGUCAGAAUGGCGGAGUCCUGACUGUAACCAUGGUGAUCAGAGCAGCAGACUCCAGGGUCCCGAGAUGGUCCAAAGUUUUAACAUUGUAUUCAAAGAGGAGCCAGAAGACGAUCAUGAACCUUGGGGUCAGAGAAAUACUGGAAUGAGUCCUGCCUCCAGCCACGGCAGUGAGGAGACUACCUCUACAUCAGGAGAACCUGAGCAACACCAGGAGAACCACAACACAGCCACGACGUCUCACCGCUGCUUUGGCUGUGGACAGGAGUUCCCUGCUGCCUAUGACCUCGUGUUACACCAGAGGACACACAUAGAGAGAGGCUUCAACAAGUCUGUCUGUGGAGAGCUGUUCUACCAGAAAGAGUUACUCAAAACACAUCAUCAGAAAGUUGACACAGGAAUACCUGUACAACACCAGAAGAAUCCCAAAGCUAAGAAGUCUCACGACUGUGUAGUUUGUGGAAAACAACUAUCGGAAGCCAUGAAACUGAAGAGGCACAUGAGAACACACACAGGAGAGAAACCUCACGGUUGCUCUGUGUGCGGCAGGGGAUUCACACAGAAAGGAAAUCUGAAAACACACAUGAAAACACACAGAGGAUUGAACCCCAAAUUGUGGUCCGCUGGAGAGGACAGUCCCUCUACAUCAGGAGAACCUGAACAACACCAGAAGAACCACACAGCUAAGACAUUUCAUAAUUGCAUAGAUUGUGGGGAGAUAUGCCAAACUCUACCAGCACUAAAAAAACACAUGAAAACUCACACAAGUAAGAAGCCGUCUUACCAAUGCUCCCUUUGCGGGGCGGAGUUCACUGAGAAAGGGCAAAUCCAAGACCACCAGUUACAGCAUGUUGGCGAGAAGCCUUACUCUUGCCCUGACUGUGGGAAAUGUUUCGUCAAUGAAAGCUACAUUAAAAUUCACCAGCGAACACACACUGGAGAGAGACCCUACAGCUGCCUUGUGUGUGGAAAUAGUUUCGUGAAAAAAGCAUACUUAAAAAGUCAUUUACUGACACACACUGGAGAGAAGCCAUACCUUUGCUCCAUCUGUGGGAAGACAUACAGUAGAGAAGGAACUUUCAAAAUCCACCAGAGAGUUCACACAGGAGAGAAACCAUACCUGUGCACUGAAUGUGGGAAGCGUUUCAGCUGUAGAGCAAACCUUUAUUCACACAAGAAGAGACAUGAUGGCAAACCCAUAGGACCUAAACGGCAGUUAGGCAGACCGAAGCAACUGCCAAACUGACAAAUGGGACAGGAAAAAUGUACUUGUGUAGUGUCUCUCCUGAUCACCAGCAACAUAGUUAUGUUCAUCUUGAUUAUGCAUUUCCCAUUAAUGGACAUAAACAAUAGAAGAUUAAGGAAUGCAGCUGUGGAUGUCUGAAAGACUGAAAUAUAUAAAGCACAGGACCUAAACAGCAAUUAGGCAGACCCAAGAAACUACCAUGGGGGACAGUGCUGGUUAAAUUAACUUAAGCGGUGACUUCAUUUUAUGUAAGGCAUCACAGCACAGUUGAAAAAAAUAUAUAUGUCCCAUGGAAAUCAAGAGAGGGUGGUCUACAGAGAGAGGUGGGAUUAAAAAAUGAAUGAUCUGUAAUCGUUAGGAAACACCACGUAUACAGGACGUGUCUUAAGAGUGGGGUUGUGGAGAGGAGUGGCUAACCAGCAUCAACAAAGCCGGAGCAAACUCGACGCCAGGGGACGGUGAGGUGCGUUGCGGAGGCUGCGGAUCUGACUGUCUCUCCGACUGACUGGCUCCCUCCGAGACCAGGAAUGCUUCCUCCGCUCUCAGUACCAUCUGAUCUGUUUCUCAGACGACCCUCCAUCCGUCAGCUCCCAUCCAUAAAGAUUUGUAUGUUUUUUGGGGUUCAAACUUGAAUGUGCUGAUAUUGAGUUUUUAGCUGCCAAGUUUUAUUGGUAUGUAACUGUUAUGAAAGUUGUAUUGUCAAUUUGUUUCGUAUUUAAACGCCACUUUAAACGUGUACAUGACACUGCAACAGCAUUUCCCCAUGGGGACAAUCAAGUCAGUAAAGUAAAGUAGGGUCUACAUGUAAUAAUAACGAAAUGGUGAGGAGUAGCUCCACCUACAUGUUAUAAUAAUAACAGAGUGGUGAGGAGGAGCUCCACCUACAUGUUAUAAUAAUAACAGAGUGGUGAGGAGGAGCUCCACCUACAUGUUAUAAUAAUAACAGAGUGGUGAGGAGGAGCUCCACCUACAUGUUAUAAUAAUAACAGAGUGGUGAGGAGGAGCUCCACCUACAUGUUAUAAUAAUAACAGAGUGGUGAGGAGGAGCUCCACCUACAUGUUAUAAUAAUAACAGAGUGGUGAGGAGGAGGAGCUCCACCUACAUGUUAUAAUAAUAACAGAGUGGUGAGGAGGAGCUCCACCUACAUGUGAUAAUAACAGAGUGAUGAGGAGGAGCUCCACCUACAUGUAAUAAUAACAGAGUGGUGAGGAGGAGCUCCACCUACAUGUAAUAAUAACAGAGUGGUGAGGAGGAGCUCCACCUACAUGUAAUAAUAACAGAGUGGUGAGGAGGAGCUCCACCUACAUGUAAUAAUAACAGAGUGGUGAGGAGGAGCUCCACCUACAUGUAAUAAUAACAGAGUGGUGAGGAGGAGCUCCACCUACAUGUAAUAAUAACAGAGUGGUGAGGAGGAGCUCCACCUACAUGUAAUAAUAACAGAGUGGUGAGGAGGAGCUCCACCUACAUGUUAUAAUAAUAACAGAGUGGUGAGGGGGAGCUCCACCUACAUGUAAUAAUAACAGAGUGGUGAGGAGGAGCUCCACCUACAUGUAAUAUUAAUAGAGUGGUGAGGAGGAGCUACACCUACAUGUGAUAAUAACAGAGUGAUGAGGAGGAGCUCCACCUACAUGUUAUAAUAAUAACAGAGUGGUGAGGAGGAGGAGCUCCACCUACAUGUAAUAAUAAUAACAGAGUGGUGAGGAGGAGGAGCUCCACCUACAUGUAAUAAUAAUAACAGAGUGGUGAGGAGGAGGAGCUCCACCUACAUGUAAUAAUAAUAACAGAGUGGUGAGGAGGAGCUCCACCUACAUGUAAUAAUAAUAACAGAGUGGUGAGGAGGCGCUCCACCUACAUGUAAUAAUAACAGAGUGGUGAGGAGGAGCUCCACCUACAUGUAAUAAUAACAGAGUGGUGAGGAGGAGCUCCACCUACAUGUAAUAAUAAUAACAGAGUGGUGAGGAGGAGCUCCACCUACAUGUAAUAAUAAUAACAGAGUGGUGAGGAGGAGGAGCUCCACCUACAUGUAAUAAUAACAGAGUGGUGAGGAGGAGGAGCUCCACCUACAUGUAAUAAUAACAGAGUGGUGAGGAGGAGCUCCACCUACAUGUAAUAAUAACAGAGUGGUGAGGAGGAACUCCACCUACAUGUUAUAAUAACAGAGUGGUGAGGAGGAGCUCCACCUACAUGUAAUAAUAAUAACAGAGUGAUGAGGAGGAGCUCCACCUACAUGUAAUAAUAACAGAGUGGUGAGGAGGAGCUCCACCUACAUAUAAUAUUAAUAGAGUGGUGAGGAGGAGCUCCACCUUCAUGUAAUAAUAACAGAGUGGUGAGGAGGAGCUCCACCUACAUGUAAUAAUAAUAACAGAGUGGUGAGGAGGAGCUCCACCUACAUGUAAUAAUAAUAACAGAGUGGUGAGGAGGAGCUCCACCUACAUGUAAUAAUAAUAACAGAGUGGUGAGGAGGAGGAGCUCCACCUACAUGUAAUAAUAAUAACAGAGUGGUGAGGAGGAGCUCCACCUACAUGUAAUAAUAAUAACAGAGUGGUGAGGAGGAGCUCCACCUACAUGUGAUAAUAACAGAGUGGUGAGGAGGAGCUCCACCUACAUGUAAUAAUAACAGAGUGAUGAGGAGGAGCUUCACCUACAUGUUAUAAUAAUAACAGAGUGGUGAGGAGGAGCUCCACCUACAUGUGAUAAUAACAGAGUGAUGAGGAGGAGCUCCACCUACAUGUAAUAAUAACAGAGUGGUGAGGAGGAGCUCCACCUACAUGUAAUAAUAACAGAGUGGUGAGGAGGAGCUCCACCUACAUGUAAUAAUAACAGAGUGAUGAGGAGGAGCUCCACCUACAUGUAAUAAUAACAGAGUGGUGAGGAGGAGCUCCACCUACAUGUAAUAAUAACAGAGUGGUGAGGAGGAGCUCCACCUACAUGUAAUAAUAACAGAGUGGUGAGGAGGAGCUCCACCUACAUGUAAUAAUAACAGAGUGGUGAGGAGGAGCUCCACCUACAUGUAAUAAUAACAGAGUGGUGAGGAGGAGCUCCACCUACAUGUGAUAAUAACAGAGUGGUGAGGAGGAGCUCCACCUACAUGUGAUAAUAACAGAGUGGUGAGGAGGAGCUCCACCUACAUGUAAUAAUAAUAACAGAGUGGUGAGGAGGAGCUCCACCUACAUGUAAUAAUAAUAACAGUGAUGAGGAGGAGCUCCACCUACAUGUAAUAAUAAUAACAGAGUGGUGAGGAGGAGCUCCACCUACAUGUAAUAAUAAUAACAGAGUGGUGAGGAGGAGCUCCACCUACAUGUAAUAAUAAUAACAGAGUGGUGAGGAGGAGCUCCACCUACAUGUAAUAAUAAUAACAGAGUGGUGAGGAGGAGCUCCAUCCAUUCUUCUUGCGCUUCGCCAAGCUGUUGUUAAGGAAGUUGUCAAGGAAGUGUGUUUUUGUUUAUACAUGACCUCCCACCCCCACCUACCUUCAACCAAUCGUGUCAAUGUGGAGUUAUACGGCGAUGCGGUGCGCUCGAUUUCGUCUCCGGAGGCUCCGCAAUUGCGUCACACCCUCCAUACAGAUCCUCCGGACAGCAUCGACGGAUCAAGCAUGAAUCAGCUAUUACUGUCCGACAGUAAUUUAGCCAUUCAUAGUCAUGACUGGUUUGAGUUACAGAGCCUUCAGAAAGUAUUCUCAACCCUUGACUUAUUCCACAUUUUGUUGUGGUACAGCCUGAAAUUAAAAUGGAUUACAUUUAUAUUUUCUGUCAUUGGCCUACACACAAUACCCCAUAAUGUCAGUGGAAUUAUGCUUUCGACAUUUUUACAAAUGAAUAAAUAUGAAAAGCUGAAAUGUCUUCAGUCAAUAAGUAUUCAACCCCUUUGUUAUGGAAAGCCUAAAUAAGUUCAGGAGUAAAAAUGUGCUUAACAAGUCACAUAAUAAGUCACGUGGUCUCAUUCCGUUUUCAAUAAUAGUGUUUAACGUGGUUUUUGAAUGACUACCUCAUCUCUGUACCCCACACAUACAAUUAUCUGUAAGGUCCCUCAGUCGAGCAGUGAAUUUCAAACGCAGAUUCAACCACAAAGACCAGGAGGGUUUUCCAAUGACAAAAAAAAAACCUUUGAGAAUGGUAAAGUUAUUAAUUACACUUGCAUAUAUGGUUUACUACAUUUCCUAUGAUACAUAAAAGGACAUAAACAAUGGAAUUUAAAGGAAUACCUCUGUAAAUGUCUGAAGCACAUGUUUUUCAUUGUUUAUUAUUUUAUUUUCUUAUUUUAAAAGACCAAAGAACUACUGAUGCUGUAAAUGAGUGUGCUAAGUAGAAUGACUCUUCAUCUGUAUCUGUCCCUACCAAAUGAAUCACGACCACCUGACUCUUCAUCUGUAUCUGUCCCUACCAAAUGAAUCACGACCACCUGACUCCAAAUGAAUCACGACCACCUGACUCUUCAUCUGUAUCUGUCCCUACCAAAUGAAUCACGACCACCUGACUCUUCAUCUGUAUCUGUCCCUGCCAAAUGAAUCACGACCACCUGACUCUUCAUCUGUAUCUGUCCCUGCCAAAUGAAUCACGACCACCUGACUCUUCAUCUGUAUCUGUCCCUACCAAAUGAAUCACGACCACCUGACUCCUCAUCUGUAUCUGUCCCUACCAAAGGAAUCACGACCACCUGACUCUUCAUCUGUAUCUGUCCCUACCAAAUGAAUCACGACCACCUGACUCCUCAUCUGUAUCUGUCGCUGCCAAAUGAAUCACGACCACCUGACUCUUCAUCUGUCCCUGCCAAAUGAAUCACGACCACCUGACUCCAAAUGAAUCACGACCACCUGACUCUUCAUCUGUCCCUGCUAAAUGAAUCACGACCACCUGACUCUUUAUCUGUCCCUGCUAAAUAAAUCACGACCACCUGACUCCAAAUGAAUCACGACCACCUGACUCUUCAUCUGUAUCUGUCCCUGCCAAAUGAAUCACGACCACCUGAGCCUUCAUCUGUAUCUGUCCCUACCAAAUGAAUCACGACCACCUGACUCUUCAUAUGUAUCUGUCCCUACCAAAUGAAUCACGACCACCUGACUCUUCAUCUGUAUCUGUCCCUACCAAAUGAAUCACGACCACCUGACUCUUCAUCUGUAUCUGUCCCUGCCAAAUGAAUCACGACCACCUGACUCUUCAUCUGUAUCUGUCCCUACCAAAUGAAUCACGACCACCUGACUCCUCAUCUGUAUCUGUCCCUACCAAAUGAAUCACGACCACCUGACUCUUCAUCUGUAUCUGUCCCUGCCAAAUGAAUCACGACCACCUGACUCUUCAUCUGUAUCUGUCCCUACCAAAUGAAUCACGACCACCUGACUCCUCAUCUGUAUCUGUCCCUACCAAAUGAAUCACGACCACCUGACUCUUCACCUGUAUCUGUCCCUGCCAAAUGAAUCACGACCACCUGACUCCUCAUCUGUCCCUGCUAAAUGAAUCACGACCACCUGAGCCUUCAUCUGUAUCUGUCCCUACCAAAUGAAUCACGACCACCUGAUUAUUCAUCUGUAUCUGUCCCUGCCAAAUGAAUCGCGACCACCUGACUCUUCAUCUGUAUCUGUCCCUACCAAAUGAAUCACGACCACCUGAUUAUUCAUCUGUAUCUGUCCCUGCCAAAUGAAUCGCGACCACCUGACUCUUCAUCUGUAUCUGUCCCUACCAAAUGAAUCACGACCACCUGACUCUUCAUAUGUAUCUGUCCCUACCAAAUGAAUCACGACCACCUGACUCCAAAUGAAUCACGACCACCUGACUCUUCAUCUGUAUCUGUCCCUACCAAAUGAAUCACGACCACCUGACUCUUCAUCUGUAUCUGUCCCUGCCAAAUGAAUCACGACCACCUGACUCCUCAUCUGUCCCUGCUAAAUGAAUCACGACCACCUGAGCCUUCAUCUGUAUCUGUCCCUGCCAAAUGAAUCACGACCACCUGACUCCUCAUCUGUAUCUGUCCCUGCCAAAUGAAUCGCGACCACCUGACUCUUCAUCUGUAUCUGUCCCUACCAAAUGAAUCACGACCACCUGACUCUUCAUCUGUAUCUGUCAAACAUUCUUUUGUUUUAUUCUUACCAAAUAAAUAACUACUGGUAGAAGCCAUCUUCUUCAGACAUGUUAUAUUUCCCACCACUUGUUCGUCUGUCUGUUAUGUGUUUUGUUGCUGAUAUAUUUUAUAAGAAGGAAACUACGUCCCUUCUGCACAAAUACUUCUGUUGGUCAUAAAGAAUUACUUCAACAA
Messenger RNA from Salvelinus fontinalis (brook trout), 7895 nucleotides. RefSeq names its product zinc finger protein OZF-like. Gene Ontology annotation, molecular function: RNA polymerase II transcription regulatory region sequence-specific DNA binding; DNA-binding transcription factor activity, RNA polymerase II-specific. The coding region runs from base 377 to 1645 and encodes 422 amino acids. Gene Ontology annotation, cellular component: nucleus. NCBI's taxonomy places the organism in Eukaryota, Metazoa, Chordata, Actinopteri, Salmoniformes, Salmonidae. The transcript has 5 exons. The record is from RefSeq and is a predicted model, not a curated record. Gene Ontology annotation, biological process: regulation of transcription by RNA polymerase II.